AUGGAUAAAAAUGAUACAUCGCAACUCACAGAAUUUCCGCGCUUUGAGUCAACAUCGACUCAAAGUGGAGUAACAAUGUUUUUUAAUAAGUUAUGGAAGCUACCUUUAUUUUCCCCAAGUGAAAACAUCGAUAAUCCUGAAAUUAAAGCAUUGGGGGAAAGAAAAGACUCAAGUAUUGAUGAUGGAAGUAAACGGGAAGCUGAUAGUAGGGCUGAUCUGAGUGGUCCCAGUAUAGAAGGACGGAAUGUUAUUAGAAAAAUAAGUGCUUUUAGCUCUGGGAGUGGGGCCCGCUAUGCUGAUACAGAUCUCGCUAGAUAUUGGAUGCCAGAUGAUAUAUCCCGGGAAUGUUAUGAAUGCGCUGCUCGUUUUGGCGCGUUACGUCGUCGACACCAUUGUAGGGUAUGUGGACAGAUAUUCUGUUCACGCUGCUGCAGUCAACGUGUUCCAGGUCAAAUUUUUGGUUGUGGUGGUGACCUGCGAGUGUGUACAUAUUGUUGCAAUGUUGUACUCAGCUACCUGAGGGAGAAUGACAUUACAGGAGAAAUAUCACCAGAUUUACGUAUUUUGCAAGAGAAUUUACAGACAAAAUUUCCAGAGAACAAACAAAGUGCAUCUGUUAGCCGCGACUUUGUCUUUCAUCGGGAACAAGAAAAUUGUGAAGUUAGAAAUACUUCAAAGGACAUACAUGAUAUCUACAGACAGUUAUCAUUCUCAUUACCAACCCAACAGCAUAGAUAUCGUUUAGUUAGAUAUAAUAAUGUUUGGCGUGGAUGUGAUAUUAUUCAGUGGGUUAUGGAGAAUACUGCAAAUAAGACGAGAGCUCAAGCGUCAAUGUUCUGUCAGAGUCUACUCCAACAAGGCUACAUGGAUCGUGUUACAGACCCACCUUACUUUGCGGAUUAUGGACUCUACAAGCCCCUAAACUUGGCUUGCACCGACAGUAAUUCGCCCUCGGAAGAACAGAGUGAACAGACGGAACCUGCGAGAUUGGUGGAAAGCAUAUCGUCAUAUUGUCUAGACUUGAACUUGGGAGACAGUUCAGCUCGGCUUAUUAAAUCUACAAAAAGAGAGACAGCUGUUCAAGAACCAGAAGAAGAAGAACAUCAGGAUAGAGAAGACAGUGAAAUUAUCAAUGCACCAAAGCCAGUUUGCAAAGCGAUAGAAGAAUCUGGGAUGGAACAUCUUGGUCUGCUGCUCCGGCAGUGUCUCGCUAGACAAGCGCUUUCCGCAAGCUGGGCGGAUGUGUUGUUUCCUCUCUGUGUACAAGCUGCCCAUAUUACUGUCCCUGACAUAAUGGGCGCGGACAUUGACGUACGCAAUUACGUACAAGUGAAGAAAGUGGCAGGCGGGGACAUGCGGGAUAGCGUCGUUAUACCUGGUGUCGUUAUAACGAAGAAUGUCGUACAUAGGGGAAUGCCACGACAGAUAACGAACCCGACAGUCUUGCUCCUAGAUUGCUCUAUAGCGUAUCAAAGAGUAGAGGGAAAACUCACUUCGCUGGAGCCGGUUCUUAUGCAGGAACAAGAAUACUUAGUCCGAUGUGCAGCGCGCAUAUCCGCCCUUCGUCCGCGAGUGGUGCUGGUCAAAGGUGGAGUCGCGCGCGCCGUUCAGGACGCUCUUCGAGAACAAGGUGUGGCUCUCGCUAUCGGCGUACGCGACAGAGCCUUGCGUAGAGUGGCCAGAUGCGCACGCGCAGAUCUCGUAGCAUCUAUUGACGCGAGGAUUGGUAUGCCAAGACUGGGAACUUGCAAGAACUUCUAUAUAAGUAAUUAUUCAAGCAAAACCCUGAUGGUAUUAGAAGGCUGUGCAGAACCCAAUUUAGGCUGUUGCAUUUUAUUGCGCGGCGCAUCUCAACAAGAGCUGAUUCGCGUGAAGAAAGUUGUCAAAUUCAUGUUGCUCGCCUGCUAUAAUUGGAAAUUAGAGAAGGCGUUCUUGGGUGACAUUGAAGCAGUGUUACCAGAACCGGGGAUGAGUUUCAUCGAUGAUCAACCAACGGAUCCCAAGGCAGACGCAGAAGAGAAAGGUGAUGGCAUAGAAUUGGCUGAAGCUGUACUUGAAAGAGUCAAUACAAAUGUCUCGGAUGAUAGUGAUGACAUUUUCAUGAAUGUCAAAAGUAAUACUUUGGAAGACAAGCACGAUGUUGAGGAAAUGAAACAAUUGGAAAAUAAAGAAAACGAUACAAAUACUGAAUUGACAGAUGACAUAACUAAUGAUAAUUCAAAUCGAUUAAGUGAAACAACGAAAGAGGUUAAAGAAAUCGAUGAUCCGUUAAUGUCUAAACAAUUCGGGCGUAAAACUGAGAGUGACAAAACACUAAGUUGCGGAGUCCCUAUCAGAGAUUUUAGUGACCCACUACGGUCUACGAUGUCGAUGGAAGACGACGUGUUUUUGACGGAAGAAGCAGAGUUAAAAGCAGACACCAAGAGUGAGAGGUGGUGUACAGAUGACGUGAUUUUGUCGAUGUCUCCCAACAUUGUGAUUCCAGCACCAUCUCGCCCUUUGAAGCCUCAACCACCCGUCACUCCCCGAGAUUUACGAGUGCAAGAUGGUACCAAACCAAAUUCACCGGUAUUAAAGGACCCACAUCCAUUCGUGAAGUUACCUAUCACGUCACCUGCGGAUGACAUGUCGACGAGGAGACUUCUAGCAAACUUCAGAGCAACGGGUUCGCGUCUGGUCUGUGAUAAACAUAAACCCCAGUGCCCCAGAUACAAUCCAUUCAUAUUAAAACCGACACAAAGUGAGAGUGAGGUGAACAAGAAGAAGGAUGUUGUGGAGUCCUUAAAUCCACUGGACCCGGAGAACCAUCAGAAGCUCAGUUUGUUGCUUUAUAGUUACAGCAACAAGUCGCCCAAUGUUCCUGACUUCUGCGUGAAUCCUUGGAUAGUAACGAUGGAAAUGUAUGGACGUCACGACAUAUCGUUGGGCGCUUUCUUAGAGAAAUACUGCUUUAACUCAGAUCACAAGUGUCCUUCUCCUAAUUGUCACGUGCCUAUGAAUCAGCACAUCCGCAGAUUUGUUCAUGGCGACGUGUGUAUCACAAUCACGUGUAAUACUAUUGGACAUAGCAAUGUCGACAAAACAAGAGAUGAUCAGAAUAAACAGGUGAUGUUCUGGUCUCGAUGCGAGGUCUGCAGUUCGAUAUCCCGCGGUGUGCCCUUGUCCCGGUCGUCUUUAGGUCUCUCACUAGCUCAGUACGUUAGACAACGCGUCGCAGCGCCGCGUUAUGGGAGAAAGCUAUGCGCACAUCCGCUGAACAAACACUCGCAUGCGUUUGUUACUCGUUUGACUACUGCCUGCUUCAGGUAUAACAAGAUCAAAACGUAUGGUAUCCAACUACCUCCGGAUGUGAUAGCGAUCGACUAUGACACAAAGCAAAUGCGCGAUUCGCUUAUAGCACAUCUAAAUGAACUCAUGCUUAAAGGUCACGAAGCUUUAAGUGGUCCAGAAAAAGGAGAAGCAGAACGCGAAUACUUAGCCUUUAAACAGCACAUGGAACAGAUACAUCUAGGGCUCACCGCUCCUGCACAUCCUAAUACUUCUGUGACAGAGGUCGUACGACGGCUGUGGAACGUGUAUGACAAUAUAAUAACUGGCGAGAAAAUGCUGCGAGACGCGCAGGACAAAUUUUCCAUUAGUAUGAAGACAAAGGUCCAAAUUGAAGCUAAUGUGGAAGAGAGGACGGACUCGGAAGACUCCACUGGCGACUCUUCAAAUGAAAUUACAGAUGUAAAUUCAGAGAAAGAACAUACAGGUACGGAGGAAGAAGAAGAACGCGGCGAUAAGAAAACAGUGAAACAGAUUCUGUCUCAACUUCUCACUAACAACCAGCCAUCUAAUCAGGCCGGCAUGAUAAUAUCGAGUGGAGUGUUACCAGUUUUGGUGAAAGCGGGCGAAAUUGGAUCUGUUAUUGCGGCAACAUUGGCCUCGGUUACCUAUCAACUUUCUUUACAACAACAUAAGCAUCGACACAGCACUCAAACGGAGCAAGAAGAACACGAUUUGACGUCUAGUAAAGAUAAAGUUGACGGGGAUAAAGCGAAAGCAAAGUCAAACGAACAUAUUGAAGUCCUGCUAAAGGACGGCUUGGUAUGUCGCGUGUAUUACGCGGUGCAGUUCCACAAAUUGCGACACAUGUUACUAGCAGGCAUAAGUGGUGAACAAAAGACCGAAAGAGAUGAGAGUAGAUGCUGUGAUCCGCAUAGGGAGAAAGAAAAUAAGGGCGUUUGCGAAAUAGAAGAGGGCUUCAUUCGUUCGUUAGCUCAAUGUGUGCCCUGGGCAACGAGAGGGGGGAAAUCUGGUUCGACUUUUUGUAAAACGAAAGAUGAUAGAUAUGUCCUAAAGGAGAUGACGAAACCGGAGUGGCAACAGUUUUUGGAGUUUGCCCCACAUUAUUUCAACUAUGUCACCAAUUGCCGAACGAACAAGUUGCCUAGCCUACUUGCGCGUAUCCUGGGCGUGUUCAGCGUCGGAGGGGCGGGUAGCGGCGUGCUUGUUAUAGAACACGUGUGGUAUGGACCUUCUCGUGGUGUCCUCUCAAGAUUUGAUCUCAAGGGUGCCGCUCGACACCGCCUGGCCAUGGGGGCCGCUUCAGCGCCACCGCACCAGGCAGUACUCGUCGACGAUAAUCUUUUGGCGUUGCGCUGGGAGCGACAAUUGUACGUAGAGAGUACUACUGGCAGCAGACUCUGGGCCAGUCUCGAGCGUGACACGUCGUUCCUCGCUCAGCACCACGUGAUGGACUAUUCGCUGUUGCUCGGCAUUCAAGACGACACCCUUGUGUUGGGAAUUAUCGAUUACAUUCGAACAUUCACCUGGGACAAGAAGUUAGAACACCUGGUGAAGAAGAACCUUGGCUCCGGUCAACCGACGGUGGUUUCGCCGGAGCAGUACAAGAGGCGCUUCUGUGCUGCCGCGCGGAAGUACUUCCUCCAGUGCCCUGAACAUUGGCACCAACUGUACGAACAGGAAUCUUAG
Molecule: messenger RNA, 4977 nt
Organism: Leptosia nina
Lineage: Eukaryota; Metazoa; Arthropoda; Insecta; Lepidoptera; Pieridae
Source: the annotation of a GenBank genome assembly